AAGUUGUUAUUUUGUUAUUUUUAAUUUUGCUUAGCAAUUUUGUGAAUAAUAAUUAAUAUAGUAAUAACUGAUAGGAGUUAAUAAUGUCUGCAGACUACGCGCACUUGUGCUCCGCGAUACUGGAGCAGUGUUUUGGCAAAGUUGUGCAAUCGGUGGCCGAUUGUUUAUUCUCAGCAACCACGCGCACAUUGUCACAAAUUGUGAGCAGCACGAAUUUUCCGCGAAAGGAAGUUGGACUCGCUUUGGCGGUGUUAAUUAAAUUCCGGCUGGUUAACUUUGAGCCAUCCAAGAGCAAUUCAUAUCUUCCCGAAUAUUCGCUAAGAAGGGAAGAUGUCAUCUGUCUGCUGCGUUAUUCACGCUAUAUACACCUGGUGCAGACCAAGUAUGGCAAUAUGGGUGCAUCCAUUGCCGAGGAGCUUUUAAAUUCUGGUUCGGAAUCAGCGACAGCUGUGCUCCUAAAAUGUCUUAAUGACAACGAAAACAAAGGCGAAAGUGCCGAAAUCUAUCGGGAUACAUUUAUUAAAAUGAUUGCGGAUCAUUAUAUUAUAAAGACGCCGGAGCUGAUAACUGGCGAGGAGCAGGAUGAGUUGGUGCCCAAGUUCCUGAGGAACGAAUGUGACUACUUUGUGCCGCCCAACAUUGAUCUGCAGCUGUUGGCCAAGAUACGCAGCGGGGAAUCCCCAUUGUCGAGUGCUCCCGAUGCAGCCAUGAUCUGGAACCUUAACUAUGAUCGAUUCCAUCAGGAAUUCCGGGAUGAUCUCAUGACGCUGGCCAUUGAGCGCAAACUGGGCGAUAAUGCCGCCGAAUGCUUUCGUUUUAUAUUAAACUUAAUGUACAAUACAACAGAUCCUUGGCAACGGAAAGCCUCCAAUCACGUUACCUUUGUUGAGAUAAAACAGGCAAUUGAGCGGAAAUCAAAUAAUCUGGAUUUAAUGAAGCAUCUGGAUCAAUAUAUCAGUUUAAUAACGGAUGAUUCCCUGGGUUUUCUGCGCAAAGUGGGCGACAUGGGAGGUGGUCAGUAUGUGGUGGACUUGGAGCGUUCAUUUGAAUCCUUGGCCUUCGCCUGUGUAGAGUCUGUUAUCACUGAACGCUUUGGAUCGAAGUCAACGCGUAUUUUUCGUGUAAUACGCUUUAAGAAGUACAUCGAGCAGGAGGAUCUGCAAAAGGAGGCAAUGAUACCGGCAAAGGAGGCCAAAUCUCUGGCCUACAAUCUGUUCCAAGAACAGUUUAUACAUGUGAAAUGUAUUAAGAAACCUGGAGGAGGAGGAAGUGGACCGGCCAAGGCAUUUUAUCUAUUCCAAAUCAAGGAAAAGGAUACUGUGAGAAUGUUGCUGGACAUUUGCUUCAAGGCGCUUUACAAUAUCAUAAGGCGCUCGAACUUUGAGAAAAGUGAGCAUAAGGGACUCAUUGAGAAAUCCCAAAGACUCGACAGCAUUGUUAUAGCUAUGAAAGAGCGUGGAGAAUCGGAAGACUAUAUCGCGGAGAUUGCGGAAACAUUUACGCCUCCCGAAUGUGAAAUUCUCAAUAAGGUCAAACAUCGCAUUAAAACAUUAUCAAAGGCUGAACUCACCUUAGACGACACGAUAUUUCUGUUGCAAAUGUAUCAACACCAUUGCACGACUCUGCCAACGGGCAUACAAAAGUUUAAAUAAAAGUUGUUAUUCCAAAUCAAUGGAACUUAAUUUUGAUCAAUUUACAAAAAUAAUCAUAUUUUUCAAAUUUCUAUAAUUUUAAAGCUAGAAUUGUACAAUUUUUUCCUCCCCACGGAGGCACAACAAACUCCCAGCAUUCAUACACAAAUUGAUCUUUAUUUUAUUAAAUUUCGAAUUCAAAAAUUAUUGCUAAUUAACAAAUAAGAUUCGAUUGUAUUUUUUUAGUGCGGACACAAUUAGUACACAUUUUGUACAAAGAA
Drosophila innubila is the source of this 1912-nucleotide messenger RNA. It is a transcript of the gene Polr3C, whose product is annotated as DNA-directed RNA polymerase III subunit RPC3. Lineage: Eukaryota; Metazoa; Arthropoda; Insecta; Diptera; Drosophilidae. Gene Ontology annotation, molecular function: single-stranded DNA binding. The record is from RefSeq and is a predicted model, not a curated record. Gene Ontology annotation, cellular component: RNA polymerase III complex. The transcript is spliced from 6 exons. Bases 84 to 1652 code for a protein of 522 amino acids. Gene Ontology annotation, biological process: DNA-templated transcription.